AGCGACUGCGCUCCAGCGAGCAGUUAGCGCAUUAUCACGCGUUUGAGCGGUCCGUGUGCGCGAGGCUGUGGAUCCGCCUCAUGAAAGUGGACAGGUGUAGCGCGCCAUGUUGAUUGGGAAAUGAAAAGAAUAAAAAAUAAAUAAAAAAAACGCCAAAACACUGUGAUAUUUACCUGCUCUGUGAGCCAGUGCUGCUCUCUGCAGCUGCAGCCGCUGCAGCCCCGCCGCCCCCUCCCGCUGUAAUAUUUAUGACAAAACAGAGGCAAAUCAUUCUGGUCACGUUUUUUGGCUGACAGCCGCGCUGUCCUGGAGAGCUUUGGAGUGAGCCGCGCUCCAGUGCCGGAGAUCUAGCGCAGCGCACCGAGUCCCGCAGUAGGAUGUAAAGGGGGAUUCCCAGUCACCGAACUGCUUCAACCACAGAUCCGGCUAUCAUCCUCAUCGCUGUCUCGUUUGAGCCACAAGAAAAAGAAAGACGGAGCAUGGUCUGGCGUGGUGGCCGCCGUUGCUAUGUGUGAGGGAGUGCUGUGGCGUCAAUGGAGACCGAAGGCUAUAGUGACCUCCUGGAGACCAGCGAUGGUCAGGGGGUAGGCCUGCUGGAUGGAGGGGGUGAGGUGAGGAUGGAAGAAGGCUGGAGCACACCCUACCCCCUUGGCUUCCAAGUUUCCCUGACCACGGUGCUGAUGCUGGAGCUGGUGUUGGGCUUCAGCAGCAACCUGACCGUUCUUGUCCUCUACUGUGCACAGUCCAACCUGGUGGAUUCAGUCAGCAACCUGGUCACAGUCAACCUCCAUGUGCUGGACAUACUGGUCUGUCUGCUGUGUCUGCCACUGACUGUCGCUGUGAUCCUGCUACCGGCGAACGAAAGCGGAGUCGGCAGCUUGGCCACGCUGUGCUGCUUUCAUGAGGCUUGUGUCACAUUCACCAGUGUGGCCACAGCAGUCAAUGUGCUGGUUAUCAGCUUGGACCGAUAUGACAUCUCUGUGCGUCCGGCCAGUCGUCUGCUGACACCCAGGAGGGCAGCACUACUCCUGGCAGCGGUUUGGGUCGUGUCUCUGGCUGUCUUCUUCUUGCCCUUCCUUGAGGGGGAUUUCUUCUCUUCGGCGGUUAAGGACAAUAAGGAUGAGCAGCCGAGAGGGCAGAACAAUGACUCUGAGUUAACCACUGGGCUGAGCCCCAUAUUUUCCUCCAUCUCUCCUUCCUCCUUACCAUCAACUCAUUCUUCCUCCCCCACACACCACCUCACUCCAGUAUGGCAGAACAGGACGCUGCUGUGCGUAGGAGGCCAGGGGUAUUACACAGGCCUGGCUAUGUAUUACCACUUGUUACUCCAGGUGCCAUGCUUCUUCAUCGCCGUAGCCGUCAUGUUGUUCACCUACUCUAAGAUCCUGCAGGCCCUCAACAUUCGAAUAGGCUCCCACAUGAUGAGGAGUAAGCGUGCAAAGGACUCCACCUGCAGGAUACGCUGCAGGAGGCAGAGGAGGAAGAAGGAGCUGAGUCUGCCCACGGAGGUAGUGUCCUCCAACCAGAACCAGAAUCUCACCAAUCCACCUCUCAUCCCGUCGCUCACACCUACACCAACAUCGCCCCAACCCCUGCGCUCCAUGCCCCAGGCGAUGUCUGACAGCGGAGCGACAAUAACUACUGUCAGUACUGCUGCCACCACCCCGAUAGCAACGACCCCGGCCACCCCUGCUUCUCCAACCCCAGUUUCAGCCCCAGCACAGCCCCAUGCCACCUCCCCGCUGCCCGCGUCCACCAUGGGUGUGCAGGCCUCGGUCUCUGCCAUCAUCGCCCUGAGGCGAGCGGUGCGCAGGCACAGGGACCGCCGAGAGCGCCAACGUCGCGUCCUUAAAAUGUCCCUGCUCAUCAUAUCCACCUUCCUGGGCUGCUGGGCCCCUCUGUCGGCUGUCAACGUUCUGAUCCUGUGCAUGGGUCCCAGCGACAGCCUGGUGCGGCUGCGCCUAUGGUUCUUGGCGAUGGCCUACGGAACCACUAUCUUUCAUCCCCUGCUUUAUGCUUUCACCAGGCAAAAGCUGCGCCGUGCCCUCAAAACACGUGUCAAGAAAAGGGUGGUGUCCCUUCUCCAGGUAGACCCGGCUCCCAGCGGAGGGACAGUUAUUCAUAAUUCCUGGGUGGAGGGGGGAGGCCAGAGGAAGAGUCGCAAGCCGCGAGUGGAGGCCAGUGAGGGCACUGACCGGUGCCUCACGGAGGCAGUGAGGGAAUGAGGCCGUUCUUCAGUGUGUUUGCAUGAGGCAGUGAGUGUGUGUGUGUGUGUGUGAAUUUUUAUCUAUUUUACCAAUUUGCUAGAGAUGGAUCAUGUGUAUAUUUGCGCAUGGAUGUGAGAAAAAAAACUGUUAGUUUACAAAGGUCAGGACAAAUCCUGUGACCACUUGUUCCAGGCAGAUGUGGAAGCAGACGAGUCCAGGGCUUCAAUUAGGGCCUUUACACGACUCUCUUUACACAGGGCCUCAUUAGUCCACCUUCUGACUGACAAGGUGGCCACCGUGUCUCCAUGACAACACUGGGGAAGCAUACACCAUAGCCAUGUAUGAUAAAAACAAUAGUGUGCAGUUGUAUAGGAUAACGGUUAGACAACAGCAAAUGCAUACAUAACUGCUCCUGCGUGCACUUUCAACUUGCAUGUGCAUGUACAUAUGCCACACACACACACAAACACACACCUACACCUAAACAGGCACACUAAUCUAUAUUUAGUCAUUAUCUGUGAAAGCACACCAAUAUCUACCUGCACAGAUAUUCUCAGUGAAAUCAAUAUUAAUGGAAGUCUAUAUUUCUCUUUAUUUCCUUCAUUUAUUCAUGCCUUAAUUGAGUUAUUAAUAUAUUCUUGUGGUGCUGAAUGUCCAGCUGUAUGUUUACAAUAAUGUAUCAGAGUGAUAGGACAGAUACUGUAUAUGGUAUAGCAAAUUAACAGCGGGUAAAUACCAGCAUUCAGAAGUUUACAAGCUUGUAUGAAACUUCCAGGAAACUGCAAAAAAAACGGAUUUUCAAUUGCGAAAGGCACCAUAUUUUGGAAGGAAUGUUUGUAAGUUAAAGCUCAAAGGCAUGACUUUAAUUUUGAUUUAUUGAACAAACCGAAUGAGUAAAAAUCCUGAUGACGUAACCGAGGGCGUGUGAUUGCGAUUGUAUGUUUGCAUGUGUGCAUGUAGGCAUUAGUCUUUGCGUGUGCGGUUGCGUAAAUGGAUAAAGGAGUGUGUUUGCGAUUAUGUGCAAUAAAUUCUGAGAAAAGCAAUGACCCCUGGGAUGUGAACAAAGCGAAUGUGAACACAGAGUUUAUGGUUUUCUACAUAUGGUUUAAAUUAAUAGGGGGAAGAGAGAAGAAAGGGGACUUAAUCAUCUGAUUAACAGAAAGAGGCCAAUGGGCAUAAUGUAAAGGCAGAAUACUUUGAGCAAUCUUAACUACACAGGCUACAGUAAUACUGAAAUUGUAUCACCUCAGUUUUAAAGUGGAAAUCAAAGGGCAACAUUUUGUGGAAAUGAAAUGCUGUCUGUAGUCACUGCAGGUAAACUAGCAUCUUAUACCGGAGGUAUUCCAUCAUCGGGCAAAAGAAACUGGUGCCAUGGGACGUCUCCUCGUAUUAGCUGCUGGUUGCUCUGCAGGUCGGAGUCACUGCUGUUGGACAGAACUUUGAAUGACUGCGGAGGGAAAAGGCCUCUGUCAGCUUCUGGACCGAGUCCUGGACAUGUUUCACUAUAUCUAUAUCUCUCUUUCUCCUCAGGGCUUCAUGUCUCAUUUCUCAAAGUGCUGGACAUAAAACAAUAAACCAGCCCUCAAUCAGCUGUUGUAUAAUGGGUGUUACAGUAGAUUUAUGUCAGUAAGUAGAUAGAGUACACUUUAAGCUUUAUAUGGGCUCGUGGAGAGCGUCUUUUGGAUUUUGGAUCUCCUUCAUCCUCAAACCUUUUACAAUAUUUGUGAGCCAGACAAAAAUACAAUAAUUCUUGUGUAUUCAUGUACAUAUUUCAGGGAUGUAAAUAUUGAAGUGUCUGUUUUGGGGGUUUUAGUCAAAGAAGAUAGUUUUUAUUUUAGUCACAAUCAUCUGCCGGACAGAAAAUCAGCCAUUGUGAUGAACUCUAAAUGAGUUUGAAAGCUACUGUAACAAGAAGAUACAUGUAAGUGUAUUUGUGUUAAUACUAUAUGUGUGUACACUGUACUGUACAUUUAUGAACAUGUGUAUAAAUAUUAGUAUUGUAUACAAUUUAUAUUAUGUGUUAUUGUAUAGAUCGGAACAGAAUCUGUAUUAAAAAAGAUGAUCUAAGAACUGA
This is a messenger RNA of Gasterosteus aculeatus aculeatus (three-spined stickleback), 4281 nucleotides long. Its product is annotated as G-protein coupled receptor 22. The record is from RefSeq and is a predicted model, not a curated record. Gene Ontology annotation, biological process: G protein-coupled receptor signaling pathway; cellular response to hormone stimulus. NCBI's taxonomy places the organism in Eukaryota, Metazoa, Chordata, Actinopteri, Perciformes, Gasterosteidae. Gene Ontology annotation, molecular function: G protein-coupled receptor activity; peptide binding. Gene Ontology annotation, cellular component: plasma membrane.